UGAAAUGGACAUUAUCUAUACUCUCUAUCAACAAAAUAAGCAUUAAAAAGGCAGAUAAGCCUAGCAACUUCCAAAUCCAUUAAACAGUCCCAACAAAUUCUUCACUCCUCAUCUAAUUGACUGAAACACUCACUCGCUGUGUGUUUUCUUGUGAAAGGGAGAACGAAGCCAUCAUCCAUGGCAAGGGAGGGACAGAGCAGAACUUCAAGAUGGUCCCUUUCCGGCAUGACCGCUCUUGUUACCGGCGGCACUCGUGGAAUUGGGCAAGCGACAGUGGAAGAACUUUCUGAAAUGGGUGCAACUGUGCACACAUGCUCAAGAAAUGAAGCGGAGCUCCAUCAACGUUUGCAAGAAUGGAAUGCAAAAGGAUUUAAAGUGAGUGGUUCUGUGUGUGAUGCUUCUUCUAGAGACCAAAGAACAGAGCUCGUAGAAAAGGUCUCCUCAAUUUUCAAUGGCAAACUCAACAUUCUUGUAAAUAAUGUUGGGACGAACAUCAGAAAGUCAACUGUUGAUUAUUCUGCUGAAGAAUAUUCCUAUCUCUUGGCUACAAACUUGGAGUCUUCUUACCAUCUAUGCCAACUUUCUUAUAAUCUUCUUAAAGCUUCUGGCAAUGGAAGUGUUGUGUUCAUUUCGUCGGUUGCUGGUCUGGUUGACAUAUCGUCCGGAUCUAUUUAUGGAGCGACUAAAGGUGCAAUAAAUCAGCUUGCAAGGAAUUUGGUUUGUGAAUGGGCAAAAGAUGGCAUUCGUGUCAACUGCGUUGCACCUUGGUAUAUCAAAACCUCUCUUGUGGAACAUUUGCUUGGAAACAAAGAGUUUUUGGAUAAGGUAAUAUCUCGAACUCCCCUUGGACGCCCUGGAGAACCACACGAAGUCUCAUCGUUGGUAGCUUUCCUUUGUCUCCCGACUGCAUCGUACAUUAGUGGACAGGUUAUUUCUGUUGAUGGAGGAAUGACUGUAAACGGGUUUCCCUAGGAGAAUCAUGAGGUGCCCCUAGAGGUUUUCCUUCACUGUAUUCCAAGUCAUAGUCGAAGCGAGCUCUCGUGCCUUUUAACUCAAUUCUCAUCUCCAAAGUUUAUAUUCGUUAUGAAUUUUUUCAGGAGUUUCUAUUUCAUCGUGUUUACUGUUGGGAGCAAACUACCAGAUUUCCAUGUUGUUCUUGUCCUGAAGUUCUUGUUACACGUGAUUAUACCAUAAUCGUUCGAGUCCUGGAGCUACGCUGCUCAAAUUUGUGGCUUUAUAAAAAUAUUUUCUUUUUAAAAAUUGUAUCUCAACUAGGGGCGAGUAUUUGAAUCGAAGAAAUAAAAUAUUUAUCUUCGUUAGAGGGUA
Olea europaea var. sylvestris is the source of this 1326-nucleotide messenger RNA. RefSeq names its product tropinone reductase homolog At5g06060-like. The transcript has 5 exons. Lineage: Eukaryota; Viridiplantae; Streptophyta; Magnoliopsida; Lamiales; Oleaceae. The coding region runs from base 178 to 972 and encodes 264 amino acids. Gene Ontology annotation, molecular function: oxidoreductase activity. The record is from RefSeq and is a predicted model, not a curated record.